AUGAUCCCGAAGCCUCUGAACCUUCGCGUAGCAUUUUUCGGGUCAGACCACUUCAGUUUAGUAUCAUUGAAACGUCUCGUGCUGAUGCAUCAACAGUCUCCUGUAAUUUCGUCGAUUGAUGUGUUUACACGGUCAAUUAAACCGACUGGACGGAGCUUAAAGACGUAUGUUGAUGUUCCGAUUGGUGAUUUUGCGCAGAAGGCUGGCCUUCCGCUCUUUCGUGUGGACUCGGCGCAACAGAUUACGCAGUUCUGUGAUAGAAAGUACGAUGUGGCCGUGGCGGUUUCUUUUGGGAAACUCAUUCCGGGCUCGUUUCUCUCCUCGCUCCGCUAUGGUGGUCUCAAUGUCCAUCCGUCUCUACUUCCUAAAUUUAGUGGUUCUUCUCCCAUUCAGUAUGCCUUGAUGAAGGAUUGUAAAAGCACUGGUGUCACGGUGCAAACGUUGCAUCCUACAAAAUUCGAUCAUGGCGAUAUCCUUCGGCAGUCGUCCGCGAUCGAAAUCGGCCCUCAUGAACCAUUUUCCGAACUCAGAGAUAGGCUAGCGGUGGUCGGCGCAGAUCUCUUACAGAGUGUUCUUGAUAGCGGCGAUCUAGUACAUCCGUCUGUAAUUUCAUCGCCGGAAACCUAUUCGCUUGCUCCAAAAAUUCCGGCAAGUCUUUCAGAAAUAGACUGGACGACGAUGACGAGUAGGCAGAUUUGUCGUCUUGCAGACGCGCUUGGUCCUCUCUUCUCCUACAAAGCUGUUGAUAUUGUGAAAAAGAAGAAAUCGAUCGUUGAGCCGGCAAAGGUCAUUCUAGAUGAGUUCCUGGAAUUGGAGUCGUAUCAAGGUGAGCUGCCCCUCCACAACCCGGGCGACUUCUCUCUACUUGAGGACAAAUUUGUCGUGAAAACUGUCAAUUCUUUUGUCUCCAUUGGAAAAUUAAAGUAUCAAUGCUGUGGCUAUGAGGAUCCGAAAACAUUUAUGGUUCACCUCAAGCUGCGAGCAGGACCUACAAGUCACUCUUUUCAAGCUUCACCCAAAAUGCUGGCCCUUAGAACUGGCAAAUCUGGCCUGAAUUAA
Australozyma saopauloensis is the source of this 1059-nucleotide messenger RNA. RefSeq names its product methionyl-tRNA formyltransferase (gene FMT1). Gene Ontology annotation, molecular function: methionyl-tRNA formyltransferase activity. The record is from RefSeq and is a predicted model, not a curated record. The transcript has a single exon. Lineage: Eukaryota; Fungi; Ascomycota; Pichiomycetes; Serinales; Metschnikowiaceae. Bases 1 to 1059 code for a protein of 352 amino acids. Gene Ontology annotation, biological process: biosynthetic process; conversion of methionyl-tRNA to N-formyl-methionyl-tRNA. Gene Ontology annotation, cellular component: mitochondrion.